AUGUCCGAACAGCAGCAUCCUCUGCCCAAACUCAAAGAGAAGAGGGCCUCAAGCACGAUAUCAAAUGACUCACCCGCAGCUUCUCUCCCCGAAGCCCACAUUCAUAUCCCCUCGUUAGCAAAGGUCAUGAGAGAGCCGAAGAAAGAUGUACACUGGAAUACUGCGGAUUUGGGAUUGCGACUGGGCGCGGACUUCAUUCCUGCUGCAAGUGCUGCCGUCUUGGUUGCACCAAUCAUAACCGUAAUAGACCGGUAG
Messenger RNA from Cladophialophora carrionii CBS 160.54, 255 nucleotides. RefSeq lists its product as uncharacterized. The transcript has a single exon. NCBI's taxonomy places the organism in Eukaryota, Fungi, Ascomycota, Eurotiomycetes, Chaetothyriales, Herpotrichiellaceae. The record is from RefSeq and is a predicted model, not a curated record. Bases 1 to 255 code for a protein of 84 amino acids.